CCGUUUUGCGCGUCCGAGGCGUGACACCGGCUUGCGCGUCCACGCAUUCUUUCAAGAGGGCGAUUUCCAUCACGCGCACCUUUCGUCCAAAGCAGGCAUUUUUAGAGGUUCAAGUAACUACAUAUCACCACAAUAAACAACAACAGACGAGGUCCCGAGUUUGUAGGAUUUGUCCGGGGCUUGAUCCAGCAGGAAGCCCGGGGAGGAGAGGAUCAACCCAGGCGGGGGGUGCCAUGGAGGGGAUGCAAGCGUAUGGAGCCGGGAAAGCCGGAGGAGCUUUCGACCCGGUCACCUUUUUCCAGCAACCUCAGACAAUACUACGCAUCGUGUCGUGGCUCUUCUCCAUCGUCAUCUUUGGGUGCAUCGCCAACGAGGGCUACAUAAACAGGCCCAAUGAAGUACAGGAGUACUGCAUUUUCAACCAGAACCAGAACGCAUGCAACUAUGGAGUGUUCAUGGGCUCCAUGGCGUUUCUGUGCUGCGUGGCCUUCCUGGCCCUGGAUGUCUACUUCCCGCAGAUUAGCAGCGUCAAGGACCGCAAGAAGGCAGUAAUGGCCGACAUUGGCGUUUCAGCCUUUUGGUCGUUCAUGUGGUUUGUGGGCUUCUGCUUCCUGGCCAAUCAGUGGCAGGCAACUGACCAGAAUGAAGACCCACUGAGGGAGCGUGGAGACGCCGCCCGAGCUGCCAUUACCUUCGCCUUCUUCUCCAUCUUUACUUGGGGUGCCCAGGCUCUGUUUUCCAUGGAGAAGUUUAAGAACGUGUCCUUUGAAGAGGAAUACACAAAGUUAUUCCCACCACAGCCUCAUCAACCGCUUGUUUAAUGCUACAUUUUUUUGUCAGAUGAUUUUAGCAUUUUCAAAAGCUUAAAGAGACACUCCAGUCAUUUUUUUUUUCUAAAUACAUGAAAUGUGUUUGAAGAUCAGCGGUGAUAAUGUGUGCAGUGGCUGAGAACAGUUAUGUGCUAAAUCUCAGAUUUAUAGCAACAAACUAAUUUUCUUUGUCUCAGCUCCCAGGAUUUUUGGGAAGGCCUAAAAUGGGGUUAAGGACAUCAGCUAGUAUUCUUAGUUUCUCCCCCCCCCCCCCCACCCCAUUACCACCACCACUAAAUAACAACUGAGCACACCAUGUAGUCAGUUGCUUUCCGCCCAGCACAAUUGCAGCUUCCUCAUUUACUUUGCCAUCAAGUUUUUACAACACCAAUCCUCCAAAUACAUAAUUUUUCUCAUGUAUAGUUGUUUUAUGUUAUUUGGGCUUUCUCAAGGUGAAACAAAUUGCAGGUCGUGGGUAAAAAUACAGCGUGACUGGCAGUGAGCGGUGUCUCAUGCAGCAGCGGCCAACAUUGUAUGCAUUGUGGUCAGCUCCAAUUUUGCCAAGGGUCUGCUGAAUUUGUUAUGUUACUUCUGGGGCCAGCAGCGAAAAAAAUGAGGAUCUCUGUCACCAAAAUACAUCUUCUGUCGGGUUCAUGCUAAAUUUCUACUGUAUUGUUUAUACAUAUUUACUGACAGAAAGUGCUACAUGAGGCACUGUUACGGCUUGCUAGCAUCCUGUAUUGGGUCACUGUUCACUGCUGGCCGGCUGGUUCGUUCUUGCUAAGCCCUGCUGAGAAAAGAGAGGCUUCUCCUCGUGUUCACAAAACCAAGCUGGCAUGGUAGACGUGUUCUAUAAACAUGGGAGACAUCUAAACAAAGUAUCCACGUUGUAGUGCUUUGGUAACAAGUAGACAUUUGCCACAGUGGACAUGCCUCCAGCAUCUGAGACCUGAUGGGCCUGCCUUGUUUUUCCACAUUUUCAUUCAUUCAUUCAUUCAUUCAUUCAUUCAUUUUGAAGCUGUAUUCAAUAUAUUUAGCACUUUUUUUAUUCAUUCAAAUUUGUUGGGCUUGUUAACAACUCUUUCCUUUGACCCAGUCAAAUAAUUUAUUUAUAUUGACUUUCACUGGAGUGUCCCUUUAAAACUUAUAUAACAUAUACUGUAUAUUAUUAUUAUAUGUUAUAUAAUAUUUUUAUUAGCAAUAAAAUGAUUAUGUGACGCUUUAUACUACGGUAUUUCCCUUUUGUGAUCUGAUGAGUACUUGAGGUUUAAUGUGAAUUACAAUAAUCCAAAACAAGCUUGGCUUCUAAUUUGUAUUUCGCUUACGUCACAAUAUUGUUAUUCAUGAAUGCAUAUCUUCGACGAAAGUAUUGGGACACACAUCUUAUUCAACCAAGUUGUUAUUUAGGUCAUUGAUUUCUCUUGUAAAUGCAUGUGGCAGUGGUAAUAAUAAUUAGUGAGUGAAACUUAUUUAUGAAGUAAAAUAUAAGUGCACUUUGAAACGUUUUGAGUGUGUAUUAUUUGCAGUCGCGUACAGUAGAUUCCUAUUGCGAAAGCUGAUUUUAUAGUGAUUAAGGAGCCAAUACAGUACAUUCAUUAUAUGACACAUAAAUCGGCCAUGUGUACAUUGUGUGUGCUUUGGAUAUGAAGUACUGUAGUAUGCGAGAUUAUUAAUUAUUGUCUAUUUCUAUUGUGCAACGUCACAUUUGACAUGGAUACCAGGCAUAAGAAAUUUAUAUUGCAGACCAACGCAUGCUGCUAGAUUUUGCUUAUUCCGGCUGUGCUCAUUUUUGUGUAUUUCUAUGGGACAACAUGACAUUUUUAGGUAAAUAUAUGGCAAGUGCAGCCAUCACAUUCAUUAUAAAACAAUCACUUUGCAUGAGUGUACAAUGUGCAUGCUGCUUUUAAUUUAUAUUGAGCAAGAUGGAGGUUAUCAAUAUCACAAAUAAAUGGGAAAUUAACCAUAUGCAUGUAGCAUGGUUACUUGUGCCCGUGUUAACGGUGGAUUUUUAAUUUUACUAGAUUAUGGAUUAUUUUUAGUUGUUCUAUUGUUUUCUAAUGUAAUAGCUAGUGGUUGUGAAUAGCUGGCUAGAGAAAUGAUUGUAUAAUAAUUGAUUAAUCCUAAUAAUGGACAUUUUGAGGGUGUUUAUGAUCUCUAGUUGUUGUGUUUAUUUCGACUGUGCAAGGUACAUUGUACUGGCAAGGACUGAUAGUUUACAGUGAAUAUUUGGUUUAGUACUCAUACUAGCUGAAUACAACUGCCAUAUUUCCUUCACUUUUCACUUAGUUCGGUGUCCCUAUACCAAUGUUCCGUACCAGGUAUGAUUGACAGUGGUGUGCUAAAUUUUCUUGUGAACAAAAAGUAAAGUUUUUUUUCAGGAGACAAUUAGUAACAUUUUAUGCACUGCGGCGCUGUGGCUGUUCAAUAAUUCAUGGUGUGACCCUGCAGCUUAGAAUUGCUGAGCUAGUCAAAAAGCUUCUCUGUAGUAACUCACCUACUGCCACUGACUAACAACUAAUCACCUUUUCCAGCUUUUCUGGCCAACUAAUCAAUGUUUUCUUAUCUCUCUUCUUUUAACACAUCUUCACCUUCUGUCGCUUCUGCUUUGCAUCUUCUCUUGCAUCAACCCGCCAACCACCACUUGGUCGC
This is a messenger RNA of Corythoichthys intestinalis (scribbled pipefish), 3458 nucleotides long. Its product is annotated as synaptogyrin-1-like. Gene Ontology annotation, cellular component: neuromuscular junction; synaptic vesicle membrane. NCBI's taxonomy places the organism in Eukaryota, Metazoa, Chordata, Actinopteri, Syngnathiformes, Syngnathidae. The transcript has 4 exons. The record is from RefSeq and is a predicted model, not a curated record. The coding region runs from base 234 to 821 and encodes 195 amino acids.